Messenger RNA from Bolinopsis microptera, 558 nucleotides. RefSeq names its product bifunctional endo-1,4-beta-xylanase XylA-like. Lineage: Eukaryota; Metazoa; Ctenophora; Tentaculata; Lobata; Bolinopsidae. The record is from RefSeq and is a predicted model, not a curated record. The transcript has a single exon. The coding region runs from base 1 to 558 and encodes 185 amino acids.
AUGGGGGACGUUAAGUGUGAGAACCAUGAGAAUUGGGAGAGAUGGGGGGACGUUAAGUGUGAGAACCAUGAGAAUUGGGAGAGAUGGGGGGACGUUAAGUGUGAGAACCAUGAGAAUUGGGAGAGAUGGGGGGACGUUAAGUGUGAGAACCAUGAGAAUUGGGAGAGAUGGGGGGACGUUAAGUGUGAGAACCAUGAGAAUUGGGAGAGAUGGGGGGACGUUAAGUGUGAGAACCAUGAGAAUUGGGAGAGAUGGGGGGACGUUAAGUGUGAGAACCAUGAGAAUUGGGAGAGAUGGGGGGACGUUAAGUGUGAGAACCAUGAGAAUUGGGAGAGAUGGGGGGACGUUAAGUGUGAGAACCAUGAGAAUUGGGAGAGAUGGGGGGACGUUAAGUGUGAGAACCAUGAGAAUUGGGAGAGAUGGGGGGACGUUAAGUGUGAGAACCAUGAGAAUUGGGAGAGAUGGGGGGACGUUAAGUGUGAGAACCAUGAGAAUUGGGAGAGAUGGGGGACGUUAAGUGUGAGAACCAUGAGAAUUGGGAGAGAUUGGGGACGUUAA